UUUUAUUGUUAUAAACUUCCUUUUGACAAGAUCCCAUCAAAACCUUUCAAUUUUCUUGUAUAAAAUAGCCUAAGGUUUCCCGAAACGAACAAAAGUGUACAUAAAAUAUCAAUUUAAUAUAAAAUUGGGAAGUGUGUGAGAAUUGUAGAGCAGGACCAGGUUGUAGUCGGGCGGGUCACUAGAAUCUUCUAUUCUUGCCCGAUUCACCGACUAAUAAUGCGGGUUUCAAGAAUAGCUAGCUACGGGUUCUGGUCUCCUACCUUAGCUCCGAAGUAAGUUAUACAAAUUUCCAAAUAUGCCAUUCAUAAUAACUGACGCGCCAAAUCCAAUUGACGCGUGCGCUCAUUUCUUUAUUUGGUUUCUUCUCUCUUUUUCUUUCCUAUAAAUACCCAGACCCCUUAUGACCAAAAUUUCAUCCAACUUUCUUUCGCACCAAACAAAACCUAAACCAAAACCAAGAAUUCAAGAAUUUCUUUUGUGAUAUGGCUCAACAAGACUCCGGUUUGCAACAACAGUUGUUGGAGAAGGAUGAGGAAAAUAGGCUCAAGUACCUUGAGUUUGUCCAAAUAGCGACCAUUCACGCAGUGGUUUGCUUCUCAAACCUUUACGGCUAUGCUAAGGACAAGUCUGGCCCUUUGAAGCCUGGGGUUGAGACCGUCGAGGGAACUGUCAAGAACGUUGUUGCUCCUGUUUAUAAUAAAUUCCAUGACGUCCCUAUUGGCCUGCUCAAAUUCGUUGAUCGCAAGGUUGAUGAAUCUGUGACUGAACUGGAUCGCCGUGUACCACCAACAAUCAAGCAAGUCUCUUCCCAAGCCGUGUCUGCGGCUCAGAAGGCCCCAGUGAUGGCCAGAGCCGUUGCCACUGAGGUUCAACGGGCUGGAGUUGUGGACACUGCGUCAGGAGUUGCUAAAUCAGUGUAUGCUAAGUGUGAACCAAGGGCUAAGGAGUUCUACGCCAAAUACGAGCCCAAGGCUGAGCAGUGUGCCGUCUCUGCUUGGCGCAAGCUCAACCAACUUCCUCUGUUCCCUAAAAUGGCUCAUGUUAUGGUCCCCACUGCAGCUUACUGCUCUGAGAAGUACAACCAAACCGUGCUUUCCACUGCAGAUAAAGGGUACAAGGUUUCCUCCUACUUGCCUUUGGUACCAGUUGAGAGGAUUGCUAAGGUUUUUGGGGAGCAGGGUUCUGAAUCAUUGUUUUCCAGCCAUGGUGAAAUUGACGUUGCUAACUGAUAUGGUCUUCAUUUUCUGAUUGGCACAUCUUUCUGAUUUUGCAUUGUUUACAUGGGGUUUUUUUUUUCUUGUUCAUGGAAGAAUCAAACAUAAUGUGCCAAUUUUGUUUUAGAUAAAUUGUUAUAUUUUGUUUUCCUAUAUUAGAGACUCGGGCCAGUGCACCACACCCUGGAUUGCAUGUGGCACCGAGUACUCGCUGUGUAAUUAUACAUUUUUCUCUUGUCUACGAGUCUGUCUCUGUAGUUGACUAUACUCAUGUGAAAAGAGGUCGUUUGGGUUUAA
Molecule: messenger RNA, 1511 nt
Organism: Cannabis sativa
Lineage: Eukaryota; Viridiplantae; Streptophyta; Magnoliopsida; Rosales; Cannabaceae
Product: REF/SRPP-like protein At3g05500
Exons: 3
Coding region: 483-1229 (248 amino acids)
Source: RefSeq, a predicted model, not a curated record